Messenger RNA from Suillus fuscotomentosus, 2826 nucleotides. RefSeq lists its product as uncharacterized. The record is from RefSeq and is a predicted model, not a curated record. The coding region runs from base 1 to 2826 and encodes 941 amino acids. Lineage: Eukaryota; Fungi; Basidiomycota; Agaricomycetes; Boletales; Suillaceae. The transcript is spliced from 22 exons.
AUGGAAGAUGGACAUUUAGAAGGUGAGGAAAGCCCUAUGGACGUCAGCCAUCCUGGUGAUGACGAGGACGAGGGCGAUCAUUUUGGUGUCGAGGAGCCGGAUUUCUUUGAGCUGGGAAAGAACACAAGCGGGGAGUCACUCAUCGACGCACUUGAUGAGAUCCGCCACUUCCCCCAACCGGAUACAGUUUCAUCAAUGAUCCCAGUGUGGCUAUACGUUCCACAAAGACCAGAAGUUCUUCAGCAACUUGUGCAAUUGAACCACGCAUUUGUCAUGUUGACUAAGGGAUCAUACGACCUCAUCGGAUAUCUAGCUGAUCACUACCAGAUCAGUCCAAUCUAUUGUGACACCGCUUUAAAGCAGGGUCAACCUUGGCUUCAUCAACUUUACCAGAUUGGGUGGCUGAUUCUCGAGGAGGCGGAUACCACUCAGCUUGUUCUUCAUGCUUUAUUCCACAUGACGAAGAGAGAACCUAGCCAGCCGGUGGUGCUUAUAUCAGUGCGAUCAGCUCCACUUAUUGUAGACCUAAUUCCCAAGGUGUUCCACUGCCAACGUGGUCGAUCAGUUCAAUUCCACCCUGCACCAUUUCCGUACGGUUAUCCGCCCCCUGCAUAUCCCACUGCCACCCCAACAGCACAAUCUACGUCCGAGGCCCAGGCCUCCUCCUCAAAUAUUGUCGAGACAUACCCCUUAGAUACACCCCUGUCCUCCGAUGCAUUCUCUACCAUUGACCUCCAGCCCAUGUCCAACGCGGACUUGGAUUUUGGCUACCAACACUGGGGGUUAUCUACUACCACAUCUAUCAGCAGCGUCAGCGAGUCAACAUGGCCAGUGUCAAAUGAACUGAUAGAAGCAUCUUACGAGCAGCCAGUCCUCAACAACUUUCAUCCCGAUCUGCAAUGGAGAGACAAGAACGCUAGCGAGUGGACUAACUUAAACCAGUCACAAAGAUCGACCCUUAACCGUGAAAUGAAGCAAUCCCUUUGGCCACGUAUCGUGCUGCUGACAAGGUGGCUCUUCAUGGGAGCUUUGUGGAUAGGGCAGGAUAGAGACUCACUCAGUGUCUCUCCGGCAGGACUGAUUGUCAUCGAGGAUGGACAGACCGUCUCUGUAGGUUGGAAAGCAUUCCGCGUGAAUUUGGCUAAGACCCUUGAUAAUGUGAAGGCAGAGCUAAGGAAGGUGAUCAAAGUGCACAAUAUGGAAGAAAGAAUCAACUACUUCGUUUCGCUUUUGAACUCUGACAAGCGCUAUCAAGUGCAACGGGCCAUUUCAGAACUUAUAGUGGAGCAACUUUUCAGAGAGCUCCUGUGGGCGUCCCUACUCCGUCCGAUCAGUGGGUUGGGAGAUGAAGGCCGCAAUGGGAGGGUAGCGGAUCUCUUUCCAGAAGAGAUACUUUCAAAGUUCAAGUGCUUGGCACAACAGCCGAUCUACAGCACCAUGACUAUGGUCUUGAAGGAAAUAAACCCGAGCAACAUCGACUAUCAUACACCAGACAUAAUGCACGUCAUCAUUAUGUCGGCCUUGGACGAGAUGUAUGCACAGCCCCACCUGUAUCCCGACUUCAGAGGCGCGGUAAUGGCCCUUCCCUUCCUAAUGGAGCGUAACGUCCUGCCCAUCGAGCCCAAGUCGCAACGCCCAGGAUUCGUCUCGAACAGGUCAAGAAGGAGGAGAAUGUUGGACGUUGUCGAUAUCGACACUCAGUCAAAUACUAAUGAUGCUAGCAUGAACGUGUUCGGCGAAGUUCCGAAUAAUGGUGGUUUUACCUACGAAAAGUCUCUCAGAUCAGUAUGGGAUGUACCCGAAUCAUACUUCACAGUCUGGGGAACAAGUCUGUCACAGAUUCCGGUAGUGCAGUGUCAGCCGCUCGGCUCAAUUUGUGAGAACCUCGAAGCAGCACCCCCUCAGCGGCUGUAUGUAACCCAAAGAUACUCCGCUCCACAGACCCACAUUUCAACCGAACCCCGCGUUAGUGAUGCAAACAAAUCUCGUCUAAGAAGUCCCUCGAUUUACAACGACCCUUCCCCACUCUCCUGUUUCAGCAAGUCCUGCGCAUCUGGUGCACUCAGCGUCACUUUGCGUUUGAUGGCCAGAUUCAUAGCAAGCCAGAAGCUCCGGACAGAACUAUACGUCCUGUCAUUCUUGCUGAAAGAUCGCGUCUAUCCUGGCGAUCUUUGGGAAUUAGUCGGGGAGCGCAGUAUAGAGGCGACGCAGGAGGAAAUUCUGCGAAGACAUCAGAGCACCUGUACCAGUGGGGACGAAGAAAGGCAUGCAACCGUAGAGCGAAUGCUCAUGGAUGAGAGGAAGAAGCGGUGUCAGAUGGAGGUGUCUUUAUACAGUCAGGCUAUCGAACUAUUGGAGCAACAUCGGAUGUUUGCAGAAUCUGAAAUUUGGUUCGCCUCGCAGGAAGAAAGGCGAGCACCCAUCAGUUUGAACUGCAUUAGCCCCUCAUUACCCCUCUCGAGCACAUGGGUCACCACCGAUGUCCAAGAGGCCUUUUACAAUGCAUUCCAAGAAGAACUGAACAUGCAGGCAGAACUGAUGACGAUGUCCCUUGCUACCAGGCACAAUAACACCUAUCUGCGCAACCUUGGGCUGGAUUUACUAAUCCUGCAGUCCAAGACGCGCCGCGCCGAAGCUGAAAUUGAACUCUAUAACGUGGCCAUUGAAAAUGCCCAUGGGUUCGAUCUCUGUGGCAGCAGUUCAAAAACACCCCUCGACACAACCAUUCGAAGACCUCUAUGCAAGGCAGCGCACUGUUACGACGAGGACGAGGAAGUUGACGAUGGUUCAGAGGGCUAUGAAGACUACGAAGACUGGAAAUUGUGA